AGACAAAGAAAACAUCAAAAAUAAACAAGUACAGCAAGAGAAUCUGGUGUUUAUUAUGAAAGAAAUUUUAUUAUUAAAGAAACGUCUUUAUGUUUAAAAAUUAUAGGUAGUAGUUACACUUAUCUAAGAUGUCGGGAAACGUUCUUAUAGGAGGAGGAACUGGUUUUGUCGGAAAACAUUUAAGAACCGCUCUUCAGAAUAAGAACUAUGGAUUUACUAUUGUAUCUCGAAUGCCGGGCCCACAACAUAUCUCGUGGAACCAGUUAAAUAAUGCAGGUCUACCGAAAGAUACAGUAGCUGUUGUUAAUUUAGCAGGACAGAAUGUUAUGGAUUUUAAACAGCGUUGGUCACCGGGAUUUAAGCAGAAUGUUGUCAGUUCUCGCGUAAAUACCACCGCUUCCCUAGCCAAAGCAAUAAACGAUGCCUCAGUCAAACCCAAGGCUUUUGUUACCAUGUCGGGUGUAGGAAUUUAUAAACCAGACUGUAAUUUAGAAUAUACAGAAUGUAGCAAAACAGAACCGUUUGACUUUUUCUCUAAACUUGUUUUGGAAUGGGAGAAAGCCACGAGCUUAGACAGUCUAUCAAAGAAUCACUGUAGGGUUAUCUCAAUACGUAGUGGAGUUGUAUUGGGUAAAGAUGGAGGUAUGAUUAAACAGCUUUAUUUUCCAUUUUUCCUGGGAUUGGGAGGACCGGUAGGAGAUGGAAAACAAUUCAUGCCGUGGAUACAUAUAGAUGAUUUAGUCAAGUUAAUUAUUUUUGCUAUAGAAAACGACAAAGUUGAAGGUGUAUUGAAUGGGGUUGCUCCAAACCCGUGCACAAACAAGGAAUUUUCUAUUGCUUUUGCUAAAGCCUUGAGAAGGCCGGCAUAUAUCCCCACACCAAAAUUAGUGUUUAACGUGAUAUUAGGCAAAGAAAGGGCGAAAAUGAUCACCGAAGGCCAGAAAGUGUUGCCAGAAAGAACUCAAGAGGUUGGUUUUAAGUUUCAAUAUCCUACUGUAGAAAGUGCUUGUGAGAAUAUUGUUAAAAGUAUUUAAUUUAUAUCCAUAGUUUAUAUUAUGACCUGAAAUGGUGAUUUAUUAAACUCAUAAUAUUUAUGAUCUAUUACUUAUUAAAUUAUUUGAUUCAA
Sitophilus oryzae (rice weevil) is the source of this 1126-nucleotide messenger RNA. RefSeq names its product epimerase family protein SDR39U1. The record is from RefSeq and is a predicted model, not a curated record. Bases 129 to 1034 code for a protein of 301 amino acids. NCBI's taxonomy places the organism in Eukaryota, Metazoa, Arthropoda, Insecta, Coleoptera, Curculionidae. The transcript is spliced from 4 exons.